AUGUUUCCACUUAACAUACAUAAACAUAAACUGGAUCUUAAAUGGCAGAAAGAAAAGUGGUUGAAAAUGAUUACUACAUUUGAAUAUUGUUUAGUCAAGAUAAAUAAGAAGUAGUUGGAAAAUAUCGAGAUCUGUGAAAGAGAUUCCGUUUGCUUCACGAACAAGCUCUAAAGGCUUUUCUUUUGUUACAACUACUGUACGUUUUAAUUUUCCCACCAGCAAGAAAAGGUGUUUCAAGAAACACAUUUUGGCUCUUUCUUGCCUAUGAGAAUAAUACUUUUUUUCUUUCAACAAAAUGCCGUUGGAGUAGAGGGGAAUUGUAAAGCACAAGAUUAUCAACCGUUAUUAAUUAAGCUCCCCCGCUUAAUUCCCAGCUUCAGAUUUCACAUGGAACUUACCAUUUUUCAAGAAUUGAGGUGAUGCAAAUGGAUGAUACUCAAUAUGGAGACUUGAGUUGACUUGGGAGCAAAUUGGAGAUCAUAUUCAUUCCAAAUUAUUAAAAUGAUAAAGCUACUAGCUCUGCUUGCUCUUUCUCUGUUUCCAUUUUUGCUCCUCUCCCCGAAAGUUAUUGCUGACCUAAGCUCAGAUAGACAAGCGCUACUUGACUUUGCUUCUGCAGUACCUCAUCUUAGAAAGUUCACGUGGAACACUAACUCUUCCAUUUGCACGUGGCAUGGCGUCAGUUGCAACUCAGAUGGAACUCGUGUUGUUGCACUUCGGCUUCCUGCUAUUGGACUCUAUGGUCCUAUUCCAGACAAUACCAUAGGAAGACUGGAUGCACUAACAACCCUCAGCCUUCAUUCCAACGGGCUCAAGGGAAAUCUUCCUUCAGACAUCACCUCUCUUCCUUCCCUCCGUUUCAUAUUUCUCCAAGAAAACCAACUUUCUGGUGAGAUCCCUUCCUCUCUCUCUCCACAGCUCAACUUCAUUGAUCUCUCUUUCAACUCCUUCUCAGGAGAAAUUCCAACAACAGUUCAAAAUUUGACAAGUCUUACUGGUUUAAACCUACAAAACAACUCGCUUACAGGAUCCAUUCCUAGUGUAAACCUGCCAAGGCUUAGGCAAUUGAAUAUGAGUAACAACCAACUUAAUGGUUCAAUUCCACGAUCCUUGGCAAAGUUUCCUGCUUCUUCAUUUCAAGGAAAUUCUCUAUUAUGUGGACCACCCUUGACUCGAUGCCCUUCUUUUGCACCUUCACCCUCUCCAUUCCCUUCACUUCCACCUUUGAGUCCAAUUCCACUAUCUCGUUCCCCAAGUGUCCUGCCAUCCUCUCCAACAAUUCCUGAAAAGCUAAAAGGCAAGAAGAGCUUAAGCACGGGGGUUAUCAUUGGCAUUGUUGCAGGGGGUAUUGGAGGGAUUCUCGGUCUAGCUGUGUUGAUUUUCUUGUGUUGUAUGAAACGAUAUUAUACUACGAGAGGUGUUCAGGAAAGAAAAGACUUUAAUGGGGGAGGAAGUCCGAAGCAAACAGAGGACUUCAGUAGUGGAGUACAAGCUGCUGAAAAGAACAAAUUGGUUUUCUUUGGGGGCUGUUCCUUCAAUUUUGAUCUUGAAGAUUUGUUGAGAGCCUCAGCUGAGGUUUUGGGUAAAGGGAGUUAUGGAACAACCUACAGGGCCAUCUUGGAGGAGGGAACAACUGUCGUUGUGAAACGGCUGAAGGAAGUUGUCGUUGGGAAAAGAGAGUUUGAACAACAGAUGGAGAUAAUUGGCACCGUUGCUCAGCAUGGAAAUGUUGUUGCUCUUCGUGCUUAUUACUUUUCAAAGGAUGAAAAACUUCUUAUCUAUGAUCAUGUACCAGCGGGCAGUUUAUCCACUCGAAUGCAUGGCAACAGAGAGUUGGGAAGAACACUGGACUGGGAAUCCAGGUUAAGGAUUGCGCAUGGAGCUGCAAGUGGCAUUGCCCAUAUCCAUUCUGUUGCCGGUGGGAAAUUAAUUCAUGGCAAUAUCAGGUCAUCCAAUGUACUUCUCACCCAUGAUAACAGUGGCUGCAUCUCAGAUGUUGGUCUUACUCCUCUAAUGGGCUCUCCUACAAUCUCAUCUAGGAGUGCAGGAUAUAGAGCACCCGAGGUGAUCGAGACAAGGAAAUGUACUCAGAAAUCCGAUGUUUACAGCUUUGGCGUUCUGCUUCUUGAACUCCUUACUGGCAAAGCACCAGUGCAGCCACCUGGUCAUGAUGAGGUGGUAGAUUUACCGAGAUGGGUGCAGUCUGUUGUCAGGGAGGAGUGGACAGCUGAGGUGUUUGAUGCUGAGCUCAUCAAGUUUCAAAAUAUCGAAGACGAGAUGGUGCAGAUGCUGCAGAUUGCAAUGACCUGUGUGGCAAAAGUGCCAGAAACAAGACCUGACAUGAACCAAGUUGUCCAGAUGAUUGAGGAUAUUCAGCAAUCAGAUUCUGGAAACAGGCCAUCAUCUGAAGAUAACAAGUCUAGGAGCCCAACUAGUCCAACACCAUGAUUACUCAUGCAUUUGUCAUACUCCAUUCUAUUACCAAAAUUGCAAAUUUUAUCUUUUUCUUUUAAGUAUAAUUCCGACAUCAUUUCUCCAUAUCUGACUGAUUCUGUAAAAUCAACGAAUAAUUCAAUCCCACUUUUAUGUCUAGGUUUAGUUUACCCACCAAAACUUAUUUUACCAUUUGAUUUGAUGAUUUGAACAGUGGAAAGGAGCCAAUGGGCUAUUAAGGCAAUCUUGAAAGAUCAUAAUCUAUGUUCUGUAAUACUUUUCACAAUUCAACUUAUAGCCUGUUUGUUUACUUCAUUGGAAA
Molecule: messenger RNA, 2755 nt
Organism: Nicotiana attenuata
Lineage: Eukaryota; Viridiplantae; Streptophyta; Magnoliopsida; Solanales; Solanaceae
Product: probable inactive receptor kinase At5g58300
Exons: 3
Coding region: 502-2448 (648 amino acids)
Biological process (GO): protein phosphorylation
Molecular function (GO): protein binding; ATP binding; protein kinase activity
Source: RefSeq, a predicted model, not a curated record